AUGACCUCUGGCGGCAAAAGCAACGGCAUCUCGCGGCGUGAUGAGCUGGAGCUCAUCCGCAAGUACGUCUACGGAUGCCACAUCCUGCACCGCUACAACGUCGUCGACGCAUAUGGCCACUUGUCCGUGCGCCUGAGCCCGACAGUCUUCAUGAUGGCGCGGUACAUGGCGCCGGCACUGGUAUCGUCGACGGAGGACAUGGUGCUGUACAACGUCGAGAGCGGCGAGGCCCUGCAGAAAGACGCACCCAAAGGUCGGUUCCUCAUUCUGUGCCAAUCCGGUUCCAUGAUAUUCACUGACUGGGUACCCGCCACAGGCUUCUCUGAGCGUUUCAUCCACUCGGAGAUCUACAAGGCAUAUCCCCAUGUCCAGGCAGUGGUGCACUCGCACUCACUCGAGGUCAUUCCCUUUUCGAUAUCGUCGAUACCCCUGCGGGCAUGCUUCCACAUGGCCGGCUUCCUAGGCACCGCCGUCCCCGUCUUCGACGCAGCAACGGUGUACCGCGACAACCCAUCAGUCUCAGCAAGCCACGACAUGCUCGUCCGAAGCACCGAAAUGGGCGCAGCGCUGGCCAAGACGCUGGGACCGGCUGACGGCGAGGGACUGCCCAGGUGUCCGGUUGCGCUGAUGCGGGGGCACGGCUUCGUGGCGACGGCGGACAGCAUCGAGAUGGCGAUUUGCAAGAGCAUCUACACGAUACAGAACGCGCAGGUACAGAGGGCGGCGAUUGGGCUGUCGGAGGAGGUGCGCUUCUUCAGCGAGCGGGAGGCUCACGACGCGGGCAAGACGGCCAUGGCAGGGGCCGCGAAGCCGUGGCCGCUGUGGGUGGCCGAGGUGAAGAGCAACAGGCUGUACAAGAACUCGGUGUGA
Molecule: messenger RNA, 870 nt
Organism: Trichoderma reesei QM6a
Lineage: Eukaryota; Fungi; Ascomycota; Sordariomycetes; Hypocreales; Hypocreaceae
Exons: 1
Coding region: 1-870 (289 amino acids)
Biological process (GO): pentose catabolic process
Cellular component (GO): cytosol
Molecular function (GO): aldehyde-lyase activity
Source: RefSeq, a predicted model, not a curated record